UCCUUAUGUUCUCAUGGGACUAAGUUAAUGAUCCCAGCCAACAAAAUAAUACAAAGAGGGGAAAAGCCUGAGAAGUCGGCGCCUGGUUGAACCAUUUGGAGCUGUUUCGGCUUGCUUUAGAGAGGAUUAGAGAAGAAGAGGUUGUGUGAGGAGAAUUUCAGAGAUAGCGGUGAGACAGUCGAUGCUGCAGAGCCCAGGCAGAAAGUAGGAGCUAAAGGGAGGCUUCUGAGGAAAGCCAGUGUUUUCAGAAAAAUCUCUUCCUUGGCUUUAUUGCUGCAUUCAUCUGUCAUCCGUACUAUGGACUGUCUAGUUGACUGAGUAACAGACUGUGAGAUAGCUGAUCAGCUUCCCUGGAUUUCGCUGACGACCUCACUUUGUUUUGCCUGAAAAUGGAAACACUGGAGUCGGAACUGACCUGCCCAAUUUGUCUGGAGCUCUUCGAAGACCCACUGCUCUUGCCCUGCGCUCACAGCCUUUGUUUCAACUGUGCCCAUCGUAUCCUGGUGUCACACUGCACCCCCAGCGAGCCAAUUCAGUCCAUCAGCGCCUUUCAGUGUCCAACCUGUCGCUAUGUCAUCACUCUGAACCAGAGGGGCCUAGAGGGACUGAAACGCAACGUUACAUUACAGAACAUCAUAGACCGAUACCAGAAAGCUUCUCUGAGCGGACCUAAUUCUCCUAACGAGACUCGGCGUGAGCGAGCCGCGCCAGAAAGGAAAGCCAUGACUUCUCCCGGUGACCGAGUGCAGUGUCAGUUCUGUGAGCAGGACCCCCCGCAGGAGGCCGUGAAGACCUGCAUCACCUGUGAGGUGUCAUACUGCGACGAUUGCUUGAAGGCCACACACCCCAACAAGAAGCCUUUCACGGGCCACCGUCUGAUCGAGCCCUUACUGGACUCCCAUGUGCGAGGGGUGAUGUGUCUGGAGCAUGAGGAGGAGAAGGUCAACAUGUACUGUGUGACUGAUGAGCAGUUGAUCUGUUCAUUGUGUAAGCUGGUUGGCCGACACCGGGAUCACCAGGUCGCAGCCCUCGGUGACCGAUUUGACAAACUCAAGAGCUCGCCUGGCCGCUUUCUCUAUGUGGCGGGGAGUGGUCUUUCACACCAGGAGGCAGACCAGCAUGCUUUGGAUUCCAACCUUAACAGUCUCAUCAAAAGGACCACUGAGUUGGAAAGUAUAAUGGGCAAACUCAUCCAAACCUGCCAGCAUGUAGAGGUAAAUGCGUCGCGACAAGAAAACAAGCUGCUGGAGGAGUGUGAUGUUCUGAUAAAUAUCGUACAGCAGCGAAGACAAAUCAUAGCUACCAAGAUAAAGGAGGGGAAGGCUGUGCGUAUGAGGAAACUAGCCCAGCAGAUAGCCAGCUGCAAGCAGUGCAUCGAGAGGUCGUCCUCCCUCAUCUCUCUGGCCGACCAGACCCUCAAGGAGACGGACCACGCUCGCUUCCUCUUAACGGCUAAAAGCACCUGUGAGAGAGUUUCCAUGGCAACGGCCUCCUCUCAAAUCCUGUUACCAGAAAUGAACCUGAAUGACACCUUUGACAGUUUUGCCCUGGACUUCACGAGGGAGAAGAAAAUGCUCGAAAGCUUAGAUUACCUCACAGCACCAAAUCCACCAGUAAUCCGUGAGGAAUUAUGUACAGCCUCAUACGACACGAUCACAGUUCACUGGACAACAGAUGAUGAAUUCUCUGUUGUAUCAUAUGAACUCCAGUAUGCCAUCUUCACCAGCCAAUCAAAUGUUGUCAGUUUGUGUAACUCUGCUGACAGCUGGAUGAUUGUACCAAACAUCAAGCAGAAUCACUACACUGUGCACGGGCUCCAGUGUGGCAUCAAGUACAUUUUUGUACUGAAGGCCAUAAACCAGGCUGGAACCCGCAGCAGUGAACCGGGGAAACUCAAGACAAACAGUCAGCCAUUCAAGUUGGAUGCAAAGUCAGCUCACAAGAAGUUGAGGGUGUCCCAUGACAACCUGACGGUGGAGAGGGACGAGACGUCUUCCAAGAAGAGCCACAGCCAGGACAAAUUCUCCACCCACAGCAGCUACGGUGUCACAGGAAACGUCUUCAUUGACAGCGGCCGCCAUUACUGGGAAGCUCUGAUAGGAGGAAGCACAUGGUUUGCAGUGGGCAUUGCAUAUAAGUCAGCACCAAAACACGAAUGGGUUGGCAAAAACUCCGCCUCUUGGGUGCUGUCUCGAUGCAACAACUCGUGGGUGGUGCGUCACAACUGUAAGGAGAUGCCCAUCGAGCCCUCACCCCACAUGCGUCGUAUCGGAGUGCUGUUGGACUAUGACUCUGGAUCUCUGUCCUUCUACGACGCUGUCGGCUCUCAGCACUUGUAUACAUUUGAUGUCUCCUUUGCUCAGCCGGUGUGCCCCGUGUUCAACGUGUGGAACAGGUGUUUGACGAUCCUCACCGGCCUGCCCAUCCCAGAUCACUUAGAGGGGAAAGAUUAUAACCAUUGAUGAGACUUCUCCUGCUGGAUUUUUCUUGUGUACCCAAAAAUAGACCAUACUGCUUGCACCUAAUUGACUGUGAUGCCCACGUACUGUUGAUAAAAUAAAAACAGUAACCAAACUUGAUGCAAUUAAUAGCUCAGAUAUACAUUCCUAAUCAAGCCUAUGUUGAAAUUAACCUGAAUUAUUGAAGAGAUUAUUUACAAGCAUUGUAGAUGUAUUUCUUUGCUUUGCACAUGUACUGUUUGUACAUUACACUGCUGGAUGGUUUUAGGGGUUUGCUUACAGUUUGAAAUUCAUAUUCAAAUAGAUUCCACGUUUGUUUUACCAUGUUAAGGGAUCUUGGACUAUUUUGUUUCCGGAAGGUUGUUUUGUUUGCUAUUUUAAAUGUCAUGUAUUGAAAGAUUUUAUUAAUCAUAGCACUUUGAGCAGUUGUCACUAUAAAAUGAAUUUCUAAGCCACUAAUAAUGCAAGUCAUAAUGUGAAUGUUAAAAACACUUAGAUCAGAUAACAAAAACAGUCAUUAAUAACAUUAAUCAGUCAAUUCAGCAAUUUUCAAAUAUUUAUUAUCUGCUCAGCAUUAUGGUAUAACUCAUCACAAUUGUUCCCGUUUUAUGUUUUUCUGUGACAAGAUAUAAUAAAAGUGACUUAAUUUCA
Gymnodraco acuticeps is the source of this 3110-nucleotide messenger RNA. RefSeq names its product midline 1 (gene mid1). The transcript has 11 exons. The record is from RefSeq and is a predicted model, not a curated record. NCBI's taxonomy places the organism in Eukaryota, Metazoa, Chordata, Actinopteri, Perciformes, Bathydraconidae. Gene Ontology annotation, molecular function: protein binding; zinc ion binding. The coding region runs from base 390 to 2462 and encodes 690 amino acids.